CAGGUCAGCAUGACCUAUACCGUCGAUGACAGCACUCUGGAGAUCACGGUACGGGUGCCUGCUUCCUAUCCGCUGUCCCUGCCGACGAUCGAGUCGAUGAAGCGCGUGGCGGUCACCGAGAAGCGCUGGCGCAGCUGGCUGGUGGCCGCGCAAGCGCAAAUGUCGCGCAACCGGCGCCUCGACGCCGUCUGCGCACAGCUGCUGGGCAAUGUGGGCGCGCAUUUCGCCGGCGUCGAGGACUGUGCGAUCUGCUACUCGGCAGUCGGCGCGCUGGACAACAGCCUGCCGACAAAGCAGUGCAAGACAUGCAAGCACAAGUUCCACCGCAUGUGUCUGUUCAAGUGGUUCAGCACCAGCAACCAGAGCUCGUGCCCGCUGUGCCGCAACCUGUUCUAG
This is a messenger RNA of Linderina pennispora, 396 nucleotides long. RefSeq names its product ubiquitin-protein ligase RKR1. Gene Ontology annotation, biological process: rescue of stalled cytosolic ribosome; ribosome-associated ubiquitin-dependent protein catabolic process. The annotation marks the transcript as partial. The record is from RefSeq and is a predicted model, not a curated record. The transcript has a single exon. Gene Ontology annotation, cellular component: cytosol; RQC complex. Gene Ontology annotation, molecular function: zinc ion binding; ubiquitin protein ligase activity; ribosomal large subunit binding. NCBI's taxonomy places the organism in Eukaryota, Fungi, Kickxellomycota, Kickxellomycetes, Kickxellales, Kickxellaceae.